AUGCCGGUCCCCAUAGACAUCAGCAGAUGCCGCGCAGCCAUAGUAGCGACACACUUCACUUCAAUCAACAUGGCGGAUGAACAAGAAGUCUUGAAAAUCCGCCACCGAAUUGAGGAGUUCAUUCCAAGUAUUUUAGAUAAAUCUCCAACCGAAGAAGAGAUACAAGGAGUCGUAGAAUAUCUACAAAAGUUGGAAGAUAUAAAAAUCGACAGAACGCUGCUGCAGAACACUCGUAUAGGUGCAGCACUCACUAAACUUGCCAAAAGCCCUUCAAAGGAUAUAGAUGUUUUGAAAGACAAAGCUGUCAAACUCACAAGCAAAUGGAAGGACACACUACGUCAGCAAACGUCAAGCAAAGAAAAUGAAUCCGACGCUCCUCUAAAGCGACAGAAGACUGAAGCGGCUGACGGAAAUGCAGAGAGUGCGCCAAAGUAUCAAUAUCUACUGCAUAACCAAGACAUUCGUGACAAGGCACUUGUGUACAUUUUCAAUGCAUUCUUGGCGGUGCCCGGCAGCGGUUACGACAACAAGAAAGUCAGCAAACUUGCGUACGAUGUGGAGUGCGGCCUCUUUGACAAAUAUCUUGUCAAUCAAAGCAACCAAAAGGAGUACACACUUAAGCUCAAAUCCAUCGCCUUUAAUCUUCGUGAUCCCAAAAACGCAACGUUCAGGAACAAAAUAUACAAUGGAGAUAUAGACGCAAGUAAAGUGGCUACAAUGGAGUCCGCGGAGAUGGCUAGCGAUGAAAAGAAGAUGGAGAGAAUUAACAUCCUGCAGGAAUCAUUAGAGGCGUGCCAGUCUGACUGGGCUGUGAAAAAUAUUCUGAUGUCAAAAGACGGGAAGAAAAAGGGCCAGUUUAAGUGUUUCAAGUGCAAUUCGUCAGAAACGGUUUACCAUCAGAUGCAAACACGUUCGAGCGACGAACCCAUGACCACGUUCGUAACGUGUCUACAGUGCAGUAACCGGUGGAAAUUUUGA
Babesia ovata is the source of this 978-nucleotide messenger RNA. RefSeq names its product transcription elongation factor S-II. The coding region runs from base 1 to 978 and encodes 325 amino acids. The record is from RefSeq and is a predicted model, not a curated record. The transcript has 2 exons. NCBI's taxonomy places the organism in Eukaryota, Apicomplexa, Aconoidasida, Piroplasmida, Babesiidae. Gene Ontology annotation, cellular component: nucleus. Gene Ontology annotation, biological process: DNA-templated transcription. Gene Ontology annotation, molecular function: nucleic acid binding; zinc ion binding.